Prorocentrum cordatum is the source of this 1191-nucleotide messenger RNA. Lineage: Eukaryota; Dinophyceae; Prorocentrales; Prorocentraceae. The record is from the annotation of a GenBank genome assembly.
UCCUGCUCGCGCAGCCUCGGCUCGGUGGUUAGCUCGACGCUCAUGCCCUUGAAGGCCUCCGCGCUCUCGGGUCGGACGGAGAGGGAUGUUAGUCACGGGCCCUGGGAGCCGUAAUUACGGUCAGAAGCUUGUGCUUGCUGUGUCGCGGCGGCGCUCCCUCUGGCUCAAGCCUCUGGCUCAAGCCGCGGAGCUGGAGGCCGGCCCCGGCGACCAAGGCACCCAAGGCGAUCGAGGCGAUCGAGGCAACCGAAGCGACCAAGGCGACCGAGGCGACCGAGGCGAUCAAGGAGACCAAGGCGACCAAGGCGACAAGGCGAGCGAGGCGAGCGAGGCGAGCGAGGCGAGCGAGGCGACCGAGGCGACCGAGGCGAUCGAGGCGACCAAGACGACCAAGGCGACCAAGGCGAGCAAGGCGCCCAAGGUGACCAAGGCGACCAAGGCGACUGGUCGGGCCUCAUAAUGCCAGCGUGAGGAAGUCUCCACCGCCAGCAUGGUUUCAGAUUUAAGCUUUGGCGUCCCUGGGGUCGAAGAAUCGAAGUACGGCACUUUUGCGCAAGAAGCGGCACCUGGCAAUGUCACCGCCGCGGCUAUCGGCCCUGGUGACGUGCCCGGCAAUCCUGCCGUAGUCUAUGCCGCCGUUAGCCGCCCUAGUGACGUCCCUGGGAAUCCAAUCGUGGUCUGCGGCAGCUCGUCUCCUUCCGUGAAGGCGCCAGAUUCUUUCCUCCUUUUCCUCCUCCGCCUGGUGCUCCCCCAAGGUCCGCCGCCCUCCACGCUCAUAGCUCUGAUGCCCAUGCGAGUGGUGCUGUCGGCAUAGUGUUGCACCCGUCCGAUUCGGUUUUUUGCCGCCCUGGCGAUAUUGUCAUGCCCACGCACACAAAUCAGCCUGGCUCGACUUUUUCCUGCCCUGGAUACAAUGUUGACGUGCGCAUGCCUGCUCACCCGUCGGUUCCGGCUUUGGCUUCUCGCCGCCCUGGUGAUGUUAUCACUCCUCGCGCACUCUUGUGGAACCGAUUGUGCAAGAAAAACAGCGACAACAAAAACCUAAAGUUCAAGGGUAAUCACCCCUUGGAAAUAACAAUGGCAUCUCGGCCAAACAGGUAACUCCACGCCCAUGAUAUUCUGACAUCGGCCGACACUCGAUAGACUCACCGCAUGGUACACGUUGACAAAACAACUCAAAACAAAUUAUCC